Molecule: messenger RNA, 2537 nt
Organism: Manis pentadactyla (Chinese pangolin)
Lineage: Eukaryota; Metazoa; Chordata; Mammalia; Pholidota; Manidae
Product: regulator of G-protein signaling 7-like
Exons: 1
Coding region: 770-1909 (379 amino acids)
Biological process (GO): G protein-coupled receptor signaling pathway; intracellular signal transduction; regulation of G protein-coupled receptor signaling pathway
Source: RefSeq, a predicted model, not a curated record
UUUUAUGCUUUCUAUUAGUCGAAUACUGAACUUUGGAACACUUUCCUUCUGUCAUGGACUCCACAAUAUCUUCUUAGGCUAAAGAUUUUAUGAGGACAUCUUUUUAGGAUUGUAGAUUAUUAUUAUUGUCAGCAAUGUAAGCACAUUGUAAGGGAAAAUGUUGCUCUGAAGGAAAGAAGAAGCUCUUAAGACUCAUUAAACACAUGAGGCUCUGACAGAGGCUCAGAAUCCAUUGGCACUCUUUGUCCCAGUGACUGCCGCUGCCACGCUGAUGUGGGUUAGCAACACGAGGUCUCCUUCGGAUCCACGAACCGCACGGCCUGCUGCACAGAACCGCACCGAAUUGCUCAGUGUCUAAAAUGCUACCCUGUGUCUUUGCAACAUCUGGUGCUACAACUCUUGAUAUUUUUCUCUAAAGUUGCUGCCUUUUUAAAACACAUAAAUUUUUUAAAGUAACUUGACAUGCCUACUCUAAAAGGAGUACCAAUAUUCAUAGCUUAAAAUGGAAUGUUAGGAGGGCGGCGAGGGCGGAGCGAGCGGCGAGCGGGCUGCCGAGCCGCCCAUGCACUCGAGGGGGUUGGCGGUGGCCCGAGCGGCGGGAGCCGGCGCGGUUCCGUAUCCUCCGCGGGUGAUGCAGCUGCCCUGCCGCGAGGCUCUGCUCGCCGCCAGCUGACAGCACCCGGGCUGGAGCCGCCCCGGGGCCGUGACCUUGGCGCGGAGGGCAGACUGGUAAUUCUUGCGUCUGAGAGUGGAGCAAGUGUGCGGUGACAUGGCCCAGGGGAAUGAUUAUGGGCAGACCAGCAACGGGGUGGCAGAUGAAUCACCGAACAUGCUGGUGUACAGAAAGAUGGAACAUGUCAUAGCACGCAUGCAAGAUGAAAAAAAUGGGAUUCCUAUUAGAACUGUCAAAAGCUUUCUUUCCAAGGUACCGAGCGUCUUCUCUGGGUCAGACAUUGUUCAGUGGUUAAUAAAGAACUUAACUAUAGAAGACCCAGUGGAGGCGCUCCACUUGGGAACAUUGAUGGCUGCGCAUGGCUACUUCUUUCCAAUCUCAGAUCACGUCCUCACACUGAAGGAUGAUGGCACCUUUUACCGGUUUCAAACAUCCUAUUUUUGGCCAUCAAAUUGUUGGGAGCCGGAAAACACAGACUAUACGGUUUACCUGUGUAAGACAACAAUGCAAAACAAGGCGAGGUUGGAGCUGGCAGACUACGAAGCUGAGAGCCUGGCCAGGCUGCAGAGAGCCUUUGCCCGGAAGUGGGAGUUCAUUUUCAUGCAAGCAGAAGCACAGGCUAAAGUGGACAAGAAGAGGGAUAAGAUCGAAAGGAAGAUCCUUGACAGCCAAGAGAGGGCGUUCUGGGACGUUCACAGGCCUGUGCCUGGAUGUGUAAAUACCACUGAAGUGGACAUUAAGAAGUCAUCCAGAAUGAGAAACCCACACAAAACAUGGAAGUCGGUCUAUGGUUUACAAAAUGGUAUUAGAAGUCACAGCCCCACCCACACAUCCACACCAGAAACUAAACCUCCAACAGAAGAUGAGUUACAACAACAGAUAAAAUAUUGGCAAAUACAGUUAGAUAGACGUAGAUUAAAAAUGUCGAAAGUUGCUGACAGUCUGCUGAGUUACACGGAACAGUAUUUAGAAUAUGACCCAUUUCUUAUGCCACCUGACCCUUCUAAUACAUGGCUGUCUGAUGAUACUGCUUUCUGGGAACUCGAAGCAAGCAAAGAACCAAGCCAGCAGAGGGUAAAGCGAUGGAGUUUUGGCAUGGAUGAAGCACUGAAAGAUCCAGCUGGGAGAGAACAGUUCCUUAAAUUUCUAGAGUCAGAAUUCAGCUCAGAAAACUUAAGAUUCUGGCUGGCCAUGGAGGACCUGAAGAAAAGGCCUAUUAGAGAAGUCCCCUCCUGAGUUCAGGAAAUAUGGCAGGAAUUUCUGGCUCCAGGAGCCCCCAGUGCCGUUAACUUGGAUUCUAAGAGCUACGACAAAACCACGCAGAAUGUGAAGGAGCCUGGACUAUAUACAUUUGAGGAUGCUCAGGAGCACAUUUACAAAUUGAUGAAAAGUGAUUCAUACCCACGUUUUAUAAGAUCCAGUGCCUAUCAGGAACUUCUACAGGCAAAGAAAAAGGGGAAAUCUCUCAUAUCAAAGAGGUUAACAAGCCUCGUUCAGUCUUACUAAAAGGAUCAUCUUGUGGCAUGGACGCAGCCUGGAGUCGUUGGGUAUAACUUUGUAGCUCUUUGUUGUUAACCUGGAGCAGAGGACAUUAGACCAAGAUAUUGCAUGAGCAGAGGAACUGAAUGGUUCUUUCUUUGUGUACAUUAAGGCAUUGCCAUCUCCAAGGAACUCUACCAUCUCAAUGCCUCCAUUUCAAAAUGUUGUCUGCUUACACCCUCACACCCUCCUUGUACUGAGCUGGAUCUGUAUCUUUUCCUUUUUAACAAGUUCAAGUGAAGUAAACUAUUUUUUCCCCCUUUCUCUCUCUCUUAAAUUUUCUGCUAGACACACAGUUCACUUAAAAUUCAGUCAAUCACAAACU